AGGCUGCGCGCUCGCUCCCGCUCUCCCCGCUCAGAAGCCAAGUUUUGUGCACAGGGAUGCGGGCGCGGAGGAGCAGCCUGGAAACAUGGCUCACUCCUGGAUUUACUCGCCGCUCCGGCUCCAUCUACUCCUUCUUCUUCACUCAGUGAUAUUCUGUCAGGCGUUGAGGAAUUACCCGGAUAAUGAAGUUACACUGCUGGAUUCCAUGUCAGCACCAGGAGAUCUGGGCUGGGAGGCCUACCCAGCAGAAGGGUGGGAGGAGAUCAGCGUUAUGGACGAGAGGAACACGCCCAUGCGGACGUAUCAGGUGUGCAGUGUGAUGGAGGCCAACCAGAACAAUUGGCUGCGUACUGGUCUGAUCCAGCGCGAGGGCGCUCAGCGUGUCUAUGUUGAAAUCAAGUUCACACUGCGGGACUGUAACAGCCUGCCGGGAGUGCCUGGAACCUGCAAGGAGACAUUUAACGUCUACUACCACGAAUCCAACAGUGCCACACCCCCGCCUUUGAGGCAUAUCCGUGAGAGCCAGUACGUCAAGAUCGACACUAUAGCGGCUGAUGAGAGCUUCACGCAGACGGAUGUUGGCGAUCGUGUGAUGAAGCUCAAUACCGAGGUGCGGGACAUAAGUGGCCUAAACAAGCGAGGCAUCUACCUAGCCUUUCAGGACCUUGGUGCCUGCAUUGCACUGGUGUCCGUGCGGGUCUUUUACAAGCGCUGCCCACUGGCUGUGCUCAACCUUGCCCGCUUUGGUGACACAGUUACCGGUGGCGACUCUGCACUGGUGGAGGUGCGAGGGUCCUGUGUAGAAGAUGCCGAGGAGCUGGAGGCUCCCCGCAUGUUCUGCAGUGCUGAUGGAGGCUGGCUGGUGCCCAUUGGACGCUGCGUCUGCAAGCCGGGCUUCGAAGAGGUGGAUGGACUCUGCCAGCCCUGUCGUUCCGGCUUCUACAAGGCCUCUGCCAUGGAUGCCUACUGUGUAAAAUGCCCCCCUCACAGCUACUCCCAUCAGGACAAGGCCUCCGAGUGCGUGUGUGAGAGGGGCUUCUACAGAGCCGAGACCGACCCUCGCUCCAUGGCCUGCACCAGACCACCAUCUGCACCAGGCAACCCCAUCUCCACAGUAAACGAGACAGCGGUGACCUUGGAGUGGAGUCCUCCCCGGGACAGUGGUGGGAGGGGUGACGUCACCUAUAGUGUCCACUGCAGGAAGUGCUCAGGCGAGGUGGCCCCAGGAGCCAGCGGGGCAGGAGAGAGGUGUGUACCCUGCGGGAGCGGCCCCCACUUCAACCCCCGGCAGUUCGGCCUGGCUCAUCCCAGAGUGCUGGUGACGGAGCUGCAGCCUCGCACCAACUACACCUUCAGCAUCGAGGCCCUGAACGGAGUCUCUGACCUCAGCCCCAGCCCACGUCACCUAGUGUCUGUCAACGUCACCACCAGCCAGACAGUGAGUGUGAUAGUAAAGGAGAGGAAAGGCCGGGACAGCAUCACGUUGGCCUGGCAGGCUCCGGAGCCUUCCGACGGGACCGUGGUGGAGUACGAAGUCACCUAUUACGAAAAGAACCAGAGGGAUCAGAACUACACAGUGCUGAAGACCAAAUCCAACAGCAUGACAGUUGAAGGGCUGAAGCCAGGCACUACCUAUGUGUUCCGGGUCAGAGCUCGCACUGACGGGGGCUACGGCAACUACGGAGGAGAGAUCGAGCUGGAGACAAGCCAUGAAGACAUGUUGGCAGUGGGAGACCCAAACCAGCAGACCAUCUUGGCUGUGUCCAUAGCAGGAGGAGUGGUAUUGCUCAUUCUUCUGGUAGCCUGCUUUGUGGUCAGUGGCAGGCAUUGUGGCUACAUCAAAGCGAAGCAGGACCCUGAGGAGGAGAAGAUGCAGUUCCAGCAUGGAAGAGUCCAGCUUCCUGGCAGCAGGACGUACAUCCAUCCUCACACGUACGAGGACCCCAACCAGGCAGUGAGGGAUUUCGCCAAGGAAAUCGAAGUCUCCAACAUCCGCAUAGAGAGAGUGAUUGGCGCUGGUGAAUUUGGGGAGGUGUGCAGCGGGCGCUUGCGUCUACCCAGUAAGAGAGAGAUCCAUGUGGCCAUUAAGAGUCUGAAAGCAGGAUACACAGAGCAGCAGCGGCGGGAUUUUCUCAGUGAGGCCAGCAUUAUGGGCCAGUUUGACCACCCCAACAUCAUCAGACUGGAGGGAGUUGUGACCAGAUGUAAGCCUGUGAUGAUAAUAACAGAGUACAUGGAAAAUGGAUCGUUGGACACAUUCUUGAAGAAACACGACGGGCAGUUCACGGUGAUUCAGCUGGUAGGGAUGCUGCGAGGCAUCGCAGCUGGGAUGCAGUAUCUCUCAGAGAUGAACUACGUACACAGAGACCUGGCAGCAAGAAACAUACUGGUGAACAGCAACCUGGUGUGUAAAGUCUCGGACUUUGGCCUGUCCCGCGUGUUGGAGGACGACCCAGAGGCAGCGUACACCACCAGGGGAGGUAAAAUCCCUAUCCGGUGGACCGCCCCCGAGGCCAUCGCCUACAGGAAAUUCACCUCUGCCAGUGACGUGUGGAGUUAUGGCAUCGUUAUGUGGGAGGUGAUAUCUUACGGGGAGCGGCCAUAUUGGGAGAUGUCCAAUCAAGACGUGAUAAAAGCUAUAGAUGAAGGCUACAGGCUUCCGGCGCCAAUGGACUGCCCCGUUGUGCUGCACCAGCUGAUGUUGGACUGCUGGGAAAAGAACCGCAGCGACAGGCCGAAGUUUGGCCAGAUCGUCAGCAGCCUAGACCGGCUCAUCCGCAACCCAGGCUGCCUCAAGCAGCUGGCCAACAGUGCAAUCUGGGAAGACCCAGUGACCCCAGAUCCAGCAGUCAGCACCGUGGAAGACUGGCUAGAUUCCAUUAAGAUGAGCCAGUACAAAGAGCACUUCUCCAAUGCCGGCUACGUCACGCUGGACUCGGUCAUGUAUGUCAGCGUCAGUGAGCUGGGGAAGAUGGGCGUGGCAUUAACAGGCCAUCAGAAGAAGAUCCUCUCCAGCAUACAGAGCCUACAGACUCAGCAGGGGACGCAUGUGCAGGUAUAACCCCCAGCCAGACAGGUCAGAUUGCCCACCACCUCCAGAAGCCCAUCCCCUCUUCCAGCACUGAAGAAAAGCCAGCCUCCCCCCGGGAUCCACUGCCAGGGGCCAGCCAAGACACCCAAUCACUCGACCCAGCGGUGAUCCAGUACUGAGGCACAAAUACUUCACGCAACCGUGUGGAAGCAACUCAGUGUGGAGGAGGCUUCAUGCAGAUGUGAGGAGAUGCACCACUGAACCUACCGGGCACUGGGAACUAGGAACUGGGAACCCUCACUGCAUUCUCCUACUCAGCAUAGACAGACAAGGUGGAAGGAAGGAUGAGCACGCAUUUCAUAGUAGUGGUGUGGUGACCCGUUGACUCAACACUGUUAGUUUUGGCGUAGGUGGUUUGUUUGUGUAAGGACCACAAGUGGAUGGACGACUGAUGGGACUUCAGCUUCACGGUCAAUUGUGAACUUGUAUUCAUGGUAGUAAUUUAGUAUUCUUCAGCUGGUGACAGACUCACCCAGACUCACUCUAAAAAAUUGAAGCACUACCCACACCACACACAUGCAGAAACGUACAGACGGCCACUGUAUGUCUGCUUUCAGUAUGGAAAUGACCUUUCUCUUACCCUGUGUGCCAUUCAGGCAUGCUUUUUUGUCGUGUAUGUGUGUGGGUGUGUGUGUGGCCCAGGAUGUGUUGUGUUUGGUUUCAGAGCUAGACAUGGACUAGCCUGCAGCCUUCCUCUUCUCCCAGCAGAGUUUGCCUGCUUCACAGAUGGGGAACAACCACAAUGACCAGUGAGGACAUGAGUUCAAAUGUAGUGACCUUCACAUUGGCCAUGCUUUUAUGUGCCCCUUUUUUGCUACAAUAUACUGACAUACUGAUCCCUGAGGCCAGCUUUUCUCACUAUUUUCUGGAAUAUCCAUAUCAACAGGAGCUACCGUGUGCCCCCCAUAUUGCUCUUUUGCAUCUUUGAGACUUUGAGUGUGAUGACCAUGUGCAGUACUUAAGCGGCCGAAGCACCUGCCAAUAAGGAUUAAAGAACAUUUCCCCCACAUUGGCUUUUGGAUGUGCCGGAGCCGCACUAUGUAGAAUGUAUCAGUGUUUUGAGCCUAGUGUAGCACUACGCAGGUUACUUUCAAAGUGGUUGGUACCAGUUCAUCCGUUCGGUGUAACCUCAUGAUGGUGGGUAGGCUUGAUCUUUGUGGGAAAACAUGGAUUCUAUAAGUGUAGAAGUCUGUUAUAAUAUCCUGGAUGACCAAGGUGGACGUUCUUUGUUUCUUGCUCCUUUUUUUUUUUUUUUUUCGCCUCGCCCUUAAGCCACAGCAGGUCUUGUAGAAAUCAUGUAACACUUCGGUCAUUGUUUGAAGACCACGGACAUUUAAAAACUAGAUUUUUGUUUCAUAUUUUUCCAAGCUAUCGUGUACAUAUUCAUGUGUAGAGUUUAUUAAGUUUAUCAAAGAUAGUAUGUAAGAGAUUUUGGCACUUCAAAGCAAAUGCAUUCCAAGUUUUCCAGCUAAGAACAGAACAGAAUUACAGAGGACAGUAAAAAAAAACACUCAAAAAUAUCAAACAUCUCAUAUUUUACAUGUAUGAAAGAGAAAAGACUGGGGAAAGAUUGUACUUUGGUAUAAAUUGUACAGAGUUGGUCAGUGGGUGUUUGUACUCUUGUGGUUUUUGAGAUUUUGUUAGUUGUACAUUAGGGCUGCACGAUGUUUCAUAUUUUAUUGCAGUCUUCGUAUCAGUUGAGCUGUGACAGGAUGAAUUCAGAUGUUGCUCAAAAUGCAACCGAUCAAAUAAACCAAACAAUACUCAGCUUUAUCAGUUUCCACUGAUUUCAAAUUAUGAACAGUUAUGGUGAAUUAUUCACAAAAAUAUUUUCAUUCAUAUCAUGUUGGCAUGCACUGCUGAACAGGGGAAAUGAACAAAAAUGCGUGGUGGUCUGCAGAAACUCAUCAGAUGUUGCUUAUGUGCAUUUUUGGUAAAAGCAGGUAAGAAGAUAAGAAGGAUUGCACUGUAACAAAAUAGAAGCUUUAUUCAAAUAUUUAGGUAGCAGCCAACAUUUGGAAAUAUCUCAUGGAUGCAACUGAUGUAUCUUUUCAGGCUCUCGGUUACUCACAGUUCUCUGUGCAUUUACAACCUAAAGGGGAAAAAACACCUGGACAUCAUGUGAUGUCCUUACACAGCCAUUCCACUUGUGUGACCAAUAGGCUAUUAAGGCCCUGUCCACACAAAUCCAGAUAUUUUUUUAAUACAUGAGGUUUUUGUCUCUGUUUUGACCUUCUGUUCACAUGAAAACUGCAUUUUUGUUUACUAAAAAUGAGCUUUUUGAAAAUACCUUCCAAGGUGGAGAUUUUUAAAAACUGUCAAUUGGAAAAACUAAGCUUUCUCACUGCGAUUUUCUUAUUUUAAUGUAACUCUCACGUAACCUAAAACAGCGGAGGCACCAAAAUUCACUGCGUGCAGUACAAACCUUACCAUGAACGGAGAUUCUGAACCAGGCAUGGAAGAACAACCAUAUAUAGUUUUAAAAAAUAUCCAGAUUCGUGUGGGCGGCCCUAAGAAGAAGUCUUCCGAAGAAAGUCCUAUUAAGGACUUUUGGUUUCUGCAGGCCACCAUUCAAAUAUUAACAUCUGUUAGCUGAUUAAUUGAAUAAAGUGGCAUAUAAUAGCAUAUACUUUCCAGGUUUUAUAUACAGUAGAACCAUAUAGAACUCAAAUAACUAUAUACAUAUUAGCUUCAAUGCUUAAUAUUUAAAGGGAUCUUUGGGUUGGUAAAAAAUGUUUGGCAGGUGGUAUUCCUAUAUUGCACCAGAAGGUUCCUACAAUUAUUGCUAGUCAAAGAACCUGGUAGAGUCAACCGUUAAUAACUACCUUUAAGAGGCUUGGUUAAAUGCAAGCUGAGUGAGUGCUGCUAGGCCAAGCGCCAAUAAAACAACCAGUGCUGUUAUCACCCAUCAUCUGUCCAUAUCGUGUAGCCCUUGUGUACACUGAGGCAAAGCAGCCAGAUCGCUUGUUGAGACUUUGAUGCUAGCUUUGGACAGAAGAGGAUUGUGAAGUGAUGGAAUGUAAAGGAUGUAUUAGCUUUAUGACGGGUCUGGAAAGCUAAACUCUUUCUCAGGAUGUGUUUAAUUUUUUUUCUCCCAUUUCAAUAAGACAGCAAUGACAACCAAGCGGAUCAUCCGGACAGCUCUUCCUCUUUCUCAUAGUCGUGACCGCUCUGUUGGUCAGCACAAUGCUCUUACAUCCAGAAGUUUUUUUUUAUUAAUAUUAUUUUAUUAUUUCCCAUUUACACUAAGCACCUUGUGGUUAGUUUUUUUCUCCUUUAUUUUUUUCUUUUUGUGUUCAGUAAUAUGCUAAAAAUUAAAGCAGUAUUAAUGACCACACUGCCAGUAAGAUAAAUAUAAAAACAAGAAUAAUGCUUGUUGAGGAAAAAAGCAGCCUGCAAAUGAAUUUCCUGCUCACCUGGUCCUCUAUGAUACCCUGGGAAAAUAUUAAUUUGCUGUCGAGAUAGCAGUAAUUGAACGCCAGACAUUAAUAUUUAUUUAUUCAUGUUCUUAAGUGAGGCAGAAAAAAGCCUGUUUGCUUCAGUAAUGUGUUUGUUUGUUUGUUUUUCUCCCCAAAAUAUUUAUUGAAUAAAGAGUUGCCAUCUGAAUACCUGGCACGUCUGUGCCCGUCGCCUGCUAAUAUAAUGUGAGCUUUCCUUAAUUGCCAAAUUACUGGAGCAUAUGUGCCUAUUCAGACUCAUCAUUUCUCAAGCAGAAACAGCAACAGGGAAUAAUUCAAUAGGGAGAUGCAAAAAGCAUUUUUGCUCAGCGUUCGGUCGCCCCAAAAGACGCAGAGGAAAGCCACCAAGAGUCGAUUUCAAGUCGCUGCAAAUACCAGUUAAGGAAACUGUUUAUUCAGUCAGUAAAGUCAUUUUAAAGAGGUAGCAGGCUAUCAUCAACAUGUAAACACUGUAUAACUCUAACCUAACUACUCUGUACUUCAUGAAGUGUUUUUGACAUGUUUAAUUAUUGCUUAACAAGUUUUCCUGAGUCCUAGGAAUGAAGUGAUAAGCACAGCCAGUUUUACAGUGUUUUCAUAGCCAUCUUCUGCUCCGUCCAUAAAGGCAUUCUUUACUAAUGUUGCAAAGUUUGACAAGCUUUACUGAAUGUUAUCAAAAAAUCUUCCCUUUUUGCAUUGUUAGAGUAGAUUUAUUGAAACUGAAGACUAGCAAAAGAAAAACGUUUUAUUUAAGCAUUUUUAUUUAGACACUUUCAGAUAGCACGCUGUACCCUGAACCCAUUGGGUAUAAUUGUUUCCCCAGCACCGGAGCAGUGUUCUGCUGCCACGGAGCAGUGUGGAAAGUGUUGCGAUCCACACCCAAAACCACGCCUCAGCUGCACUAACGCUUUCCACGGUUCAAGUUUAACUUCACCUUUGACUGUGAAAGCGUGACAUGAACUCAUGCGACCAAAAAAAAAAUUUAGUCUAAUUGUAGUUUCAUGCACCCACACCCUCCUCUUCUUUCUCGCUGCCAUCCUAUUCCUUCUUUAAACAAGGAACGUAAAACUUAAAUGUCUCUACCUUCAUGCAAGUACAAUUUUGACUCCCUUACACUUUUAAUGGGUUAAUAGUUAGACACAAAACACAAGACUUAAGUACAGUUUCUGUGUACUUUUCUGACCCAUGUUCAUUUUAUAUGUUUUAUUUGGACUUUGUUUCUUUUACAUGGUUAAAUGAAGUACUGUAAAUUCACUACAGUGUGACCGAUUCACACGGGAAAAGAAAUCUUGUUAAUUAUGAAUGAGAUGGGAGUGGCUACUUGAUUUAUGCACUUUUAGGUUGACAAUUUUCAGCUAAACAUGAAAAACAUCCUAAACAUGUGUGUACGCUAUAGGCUACACUGCACAAUGAUUUAUGAGAUGUGAGCUGUGAAAAGUGCUGUAUGAGGUUUACCACAAACUUGAACAAAUCUAAGCUUAUACCUCUGGUAAUAAUCACAUUCAAAACUGACCAAUCCAAAUAGGACCUAAUUGAGUUAACAAUAACAUGCUACAGUGAGCUUUAGUUUAUCUUUAGAUUGAAUAAUUUCAAUUUCUAACAUUGUGUAAAGCUUCUCUGAUCAUACAUCAGUAGUUAAGGAAUUAUGUAUUUGUGGGCGGAGCAGACACAUCUCUUACAGUUUUCAGCAUUCUCAAACACUGCUACUCGUUAUCAAUGCCACAUAACAAGCUGAUUCAAUAGGUAGACUCUCAUUUGUCAGUGAAGCAUCAGUGCACUGCACUUCCUGUGAAAGCUAUAUUCAUUGUUUGUCAGAUUCUCCAGCAGAGCAAAUUAAUCUCUCUCACACUGAAGAUUCAUAUUCAAAGGUCUGAUUAUCCGUCUGUAUCAUUUCAGAGUAUGUUUAUCUGUUCUACAACAUCAGGCCAUCAGUGCGGUGGCUCAAGAAUACACUAUGUACAGUUUAUACCAUACAAAUAAUGUGAACUGUUGGACACACUGUCAGCUAGACUGCUCUCCAUCUUUUAGCCUUCAACUGUGAAAAGGUCUUUUUUUAUUCUUUGUUUUUUUAUUCACAUGCAAAUCGUUGCCAGUGAUUGAUCUGUGUAUGACUGCAUAAGUGCUGAAUCAAUGGUUUGCACAAGCCAGGGCCUCAGUUAGGAUCAUCUGUAUCUAUAUUAUUUCUCUUCCAUUUGCUUGAGUUUUUGUACAUUGUGGUCAUUUGUUUACCUGUCAUUUUUUUCCAGUCAUGGAAAGGAAGAGUCAUUAAAUUUGCUAAUGUCGCUGGCAGUGAAUAAAAGAGUGUAGGCUCUAAUUAGCAUUGUGCAAAGCUAGCAUUGUGCAUCAUGCUAAUUUCUGGAUACUAGCUUCUAUUCAUUGCUUGCACUGUUAGCAUGUUCGCUUGAGAUGUUUCCUAAAGCUCUUGUUGAACUGUUGAACAUUUUGUCCAAUAAAUACGUUGAUAUUUUUAAUGAA
This is a messenger RNA of Astyanax mexicanus (Mexican tetra), 9003 nucleotides long. RefSeq names its product eph-like kinase 1 (gene ek1). Lineage: Eukaryota; Metazoa; Chordata; Actinopteri; Characiformes; Acestrorhamphidae. The record is from RefSeq and is a predicted model, not a curated record. Gene Ontology annotation, biological process: protein phosphorylation; axon guidance; cell surface receptor protein tyrosine kinase signaling pathway. Gene Ontology annotation, molecular function: protein binding; ATP binding; transmembrane-ephrin receptor activity. The transcript has 17 exons. Gene Ontology annotation, cellular component: plasma membrane; neuron projection. The coding region runs from base 86 to 3061 and encodes 991 amino acids.